Messenger RNA from Lytechinus pictus (painted urchin), 5938 nucleotides. RefSeq names its product MAM and LDL-receptor class A domain-containing protein 1-like. Bases 363 to 2834 code for a protein of 823 amino acids. Gene Ontology annotation, cellular component: membrane. The record is from RefSeq and is a predicted model, not a curated record. The transcript has 14 exons. NCBI's taxonomy places the organism in Eukaryota, Metazoa, Echinodermata, Echinoidea, Temnopleuroida, Toxopneustidae.
CCGAUGACAGGUCAGUCAACUGUGAUUUCGGAAAAGAUGGGUGUGGCUGGAUUCAAGACUUAUCCGACGAUGCUGAUUGGAUAAUAUCAGACGGUAACCAAGGUAACGUGAGAAGGACUGGCCCUCUUCGUGACCACCGUGACACAUCAGGCCGCCAUUACUCUGGUAUCAGAUCAGUACGGCUCGUUGACGGACCAACACCGCGCGAAGGACGAGUCGAGAUAUUCUACAAGGGCCAAUGGGCGUCCGUCUGUGGCAUCACGUUGUCUCUUCCGCAGGGCAAUAUUUUGUGCCAAUCCCUGGGAUUCGGUGACGCGCGUCACGUGACUGCCAAUGCAUCGUACGUUCAAGGAUCGGGUGAGAUGGUGGUUGAUCUACAGUGUAAUGGCGACGAGGGUGAUAUCAGGGAAUGCCCUAUGCGAGACAUAGGUCAUACCGCCUGCCCACACACAGACGAAGCUGGUGUAGUAUGUUCCCCAGGAGUGAGAUUGACCGGGGGUGUCACUCCUAGAGAAGGCACGGUAGAGUUACUAUACAACGAAUCUUGGGGUUCUAUUUGCCACACCAACUGGGAUAUCGACGAUGCCAAUGUAAUAUGUCGAGGCUUAGGAUACGACAGAGCCCUCAACGCUGUUGGAUCAGCAUUCUACACUGAAGGAUCUGGUGAGAUUCUCAUAGAUGAUGUGUCUUGUACAGGGUCUGAAGAGAGUGUCUUUGACUGCGGACAUUCACCAAUCGGAGAAACAACAUGUGUCCAUGAUGAAGAUGCUGGUGUUGUUUGUUCGUACGAAGAUGAUUCAGAGUUCUAUCGUCUUAAAGGAUCGUAUCUCUACAUCGACUCCAGUGAACAACUCUCUACAGCAAAUAUCACCAGACUGCAAAGUCCAAUUAUACAAAUACCCGUCGCAGAGGGCGCUUUAUGCUUCAGGUUUUGGUAUUACAUGUUUGGUGAAGAUGCCCAAUCACUGAGAGUGUAUGUCAAUGAUGUUGAGGAUGGUGUUGCUAGUGGAGAGAUAGCUUUUGAAGUAAGUGGUAACCAUGGUGAGCAAUGGAUUAUGGACCAGUUUGACAUCGUUGGAAAUGAUACAGCUCCGUUCACUGUAACAAUCGAGGCUGUCACAGGUGUUGGUGUUAAUGGUGACAUAGCAAUCGAUGAUAUUGAAGUACUAGCCGGAAGCUGUCCUUACGAACCGAUGUCUUGUGACUUCGAAGAGACGUUCAUCUGUGGUUUCAUCCAGGAUGAAGAAGAUAAUGCUGAUUGGAGGAGAGGAAAGGGUGACGUCAUACAGGACGAUGAGAAACCUCCUUAUGACAACACCUUCCAUGAUAUCCAUGGAUACUACAUGUACUUCGAUUCCAAUGAGACGGUUCAAGGGUCAACCGCUCGCUUGUGGACCCCGCCCUAUACAUUCCCCGGUCAACAUUGCCUCACAUUCUUCCACUUUAUGCACGGAAGUGAGAUAGGCAGUCUGCAAAUUUACGCUAUUGAGUCAGGGGGGACAAUUAGUGGUAGCUCCCCCGUUUGGGCUCGUAUUGGUCCGCAAGGGUUUGAGUGGAUAAAGGCUGCAACUACAAUUGUGGCUGACUCGAAUUUUCAGGUUGUUUUUGAAACAACAAGUGGAGGACCUACAUAUUCCAAUAUCGCCAUUGAUGACGUCACCAUUACAAAAGGCCCCUGUGUACGGUCGCUGCAAGAUGAAACGAGCACCACAAAUACCGGAUGCAGGAAGGCUAUCGGCUCUCGGUUAGGAGUAGAAGAUGGCCGGAUACCCGAUUCGGAUUUCAAAGCUUCUUCGGACAAUGGCAUAAGUGAACCGUACAUGGCAAGGCUUAACAGCUACGCCACCAGCGGUGGUUGGAUGCCAGCUGACGGAGAACAAAGUAGCUGGAUUGAGGUUGAUUUUGGUCUUCGACGUUGGUUGACGGGCGCCCUCACACAAGGUGUGUUACAGUCAUCAGAAUGGAGUACAUUGCUAUCAUUCUCUUAUAUCAACGAGAGCAACGGAAGAUCGUUCAUUGCUGAACAUGAGUGUAAUUUACCGGGAGGAAAGAUUUUUCGAACUAACUUUGACAGCAAUUCAAUAGUGACUACCCUGUUUCCCAAGCCAAUACUCUCAGCAAACAUUCGAAUCCACGUUGAGGGCAGCCAUUCAAACAGCGCCCUCAGGUUUGAAAUACUAGGGAUGCAAGAUAUCGACUGUAAUGAUCUGUAUGUAAGUGGGCACACAGAGAGUGGCAUGUAUACUAUUAGACCAGCUGACGAUGAUCAGUCGUUGAGGGCGUACUGCGAUAUGGUUUCUGAUGAAGGCGGUUGGAUGAUCUUUCAGCGUCGAACGAAUGGUAAAACAUCUUUCUCCAAGACCUGGUCGGAUUAUGAAAAUGGGUUUGGCGCCCUGACCGGUGAACACUGGAUAGGACUCAAGAUUCUUACUAGGAUCUUAGCUCAAAGGCCAUAUGAACUUCGUAUUGAACUGGAGUACGCUAACGGGACCAUGUAUGUAGCCGACUACCCGGGUUUCUCGGUUAGUAAUCGCUCAACCGGAUAUCGGCUUAAUAUCGACGAGCUUGAAGGCAGUUCAGAUGACCCACUUGCCUACCACAACGGAAAAUCCUUCGUGACCCCUGAUCAGUUGCCUAGUAACGAGAUGCCUUCAUGUGAUGGACCACGCCCAUCUGGCGGAUGGUGGUACGUCGGGCAAUGCGAUGGUCGCGUGAAUCUGAACGGUUUGUAUCCAGGUAUGACUGGUGACGUCACACGUGAGAUGUAUUGCGAGGUUCCAAAUGACGGUUCCCCUUUGAUAUACACACAGAUGAAGAUCAAACCAAUAUCCUAAAGGCUGUAUGCCAAAUUCGCCUUGUAUAUCACCUGCUGACUUCGUUUGGUCCUAUAAACGUGAUGAAUCCGUUUGUGCACUUAUAUGUGUCUUAGCAAAAAAAAAUCGCCACCAGCACCUUAAUAUAGCGAUAAUAUUGAGACUUGUUAUAAAAGGCCGUGUAGGUUGCGCUUAAGUUUUAAGGGUAGUAGUAAGGGCCAAAUCAAACAGCCGGGUGAAUGGAGUAAAAGCUAGCUAAAAAUACAUGUAGCUGGACAAUUUUUCCUAGUCUUUCAAAGAACAAAGCUACGAAAAAAUUACACACGUGAGAGAGAUUACCAAAUGUGCAAUUUACCUAAAUUUGCCGUAACAGGGUCGCGGAUAAAGCAUGUUUAGAAGCCUGUUAAAUUGCGCAUGGCUUUACGAAGAAAGUAUUAAAAUACCGGUCCAUACACACGUGUACAGGGGUGUCACAGGGGUUCAAAUGCUUUUUAAAGUAGUGAAAAAAAAUGACAGAGGAAAAAAGAAGGGGAAAAAUAAUAAAGACUAAAUCCUAUCAAGAUGUCAGAUAUGGAUUGUGAUACUCUAUAAUAACCCCUAUUAUUCAAUUGAAACAAAAAUGUCAUCCCCUUUUGGUCGUUUUGCCCCCCCCCCCUUAAAUAAGAAAAGUCACUGUGCUGUCCUCUUGAAUGCGAAUAAUUUACAAAAGUAAAAAAACCAACUGUUGAAUGGGAUAUGUGAUCUUAUAUUGGAUUCAAAUAAUCUGUUUAAAUAUGGAUCUCUAUCAAUUGCUUAAUUCAAUGGUAGCCUUGUACAGAAAGAAACCAUUGUAAAAUGGUCGGCUGGCUAGCUUACACUCCACUUACCGAGCCGUUUAAUUUUGACCAUCACGGCUGCCCAUUGAGAUUUUCCCGACAGUUAAGCGCAACUUGCACCGCCUUUUGUAAUAAGCUUAUAAUGAGGUGGAACUUCGUUGUCUUGUAGCAGUAAUCGAAUUUGUAUUAUGAACCAUCUUUGACAGUCUAGACAUGCCUAGAUUAUCAUGGUGGUAAAUGUGAUGAUCUCAUAUAGCACGUUGAAGUCGGAAAUAAUUUUUUUUACAGACUUACGAACUUUAUGUAUUAACAUCCAAUAAAAAUUGAUAAUUUGUAAUGUCUGUUACACCGGGAAUAUAUUUUGGAAGUGGUAAAUUGUUUAUGAGCCAUAUUCUGCUUGUAGUGUAUUUAAUACAUUUUAGUGUGCGAUAUUAGUGUGCAAUGUAUCAUUAAUUUAUCACUUCAUGUACUGACAAUAUUUGUGGGAAUAUGUGUUUGUGUGAAAUGAGCCAUAUUCUGCUUGUAGUUUAUUUGAUACAUUUUAGUGUGCGAUAUUAGUGUGCAAUGUAUCAUUAUUAAGUUAUCACUUCACGUACUGACAAUAUUUGUGGGAAUAUGUGUUUGUGUGAAAAAUAAUAUAAUUUGUUUGUUGAAUUAAUGUUUUUGUUGGAAGUAGAUUACAUUGCAUUGCAAUCAUAGACCUCACAAUCGUCGACCUUUUAACAAUUAAAGAUGGAUUUGACUCCAUGAAAGACUGUUUAUUUGAAUGUACUUAUCAUUCUCGUAUCACAUAAUCUAUGGCAGCGUACUCGUCAUCUACGACACCCCCCAUAAAUAUAUAUAUAUAAAUGUGUGAAAUUAUACAUGUACAACAGCUUUGGCAACUCUUUUAUUUAAAUAUUUUGUGAAAGAAAAUGGAUGAAGAGAACAAUGGUAGGCGUAGCUAUAUAUUUGUUCUCACUCACAAUACCUGUUUGUGCAUGCUGGAUCUAAUUUCAUUACUGCAUUCAGAUUUAUCGGGAACUUUUUCUAAUAUGAAAGCAUAGUCAUUACUAUCAAUAUGAAGGGAUGAAAGUGACAUCAUUAAGCUGGAUCAAUGCUAACUUUCAAAAUAAACUGGUGCACACUUAAAUAUUGAAUGAUUACGUAAUGUUACAUUUAGAUUAUUUGUGUUCCUUGAAAUAUUGUGUCAGUUGUUGCCAUAACAUGGAUGUAGUUGUGUGUUUAAUCUAAAGAAAAAAAAUUGCUUUAAAAAUUGAGAAGUAUUCGGUUCUAUAUAUAUUCUGGUUGUUCAGCGAUCGGGGCUUAAAUUGUGCAUCAAGCGAGCCUGAAAAUUUACGAAAAAAUACCACCCUUCCCAUCACUAGCAAGUGUAAAGAAUUUUUAUAAACAAAGUAACAGCUCAUCAGUUAGGUUUAAAUUAUCUCAUGCAUUUAAUAUAUCGUUGAUAUUAUUUGAUUAGGACUAUUUGUAUCGUCAUAAAGAGUUUUAAUAGUUCUAACACUAACGUACUGACUGAGAACACAUGUAACACAAUCACCAUAUUCUUUGCGAUUUUCAAUUCAUUUUUUGAUAUAUUGAUAACAUUAAAUUGUUUUCGGUGAUGAUUGAAUUUAUAACAUUAUAAUAAUUUAAUUCUCAUAAUUGUUAUUUAAUCAUUAACGUCCUUAUCAUUAUCGUUGUUGCUGUUAUUAUAUAUAAUGUUAUUACUCAAAAGUUCUCAUAAUUAUACAUAUUAAUCAGCCAUAAUAAACGUUGUUGUAGUAGAGGUAGCCAUACAAGCAUCCAAACUGCCAUUGCUUCAUUUAAAGUAUAAAGAGCCGGGUGGGGGGCAGUCAGAUAUAUUGCUGUACACAUGCAUGACAUGCGUGAGGAAAAAAAAAACGCGUUUAAAGAGGCGUUUUUAAGAUUUGGAACGCGGGCCGCGCGGGCACUCUUUAAGGGUAUAAAAAACACCGAUUUUUUUUUAAGGGUGGUGUUGAAAGACUGGUCAAUGGGCAAUCACGGGGUCAAACGUAUUUGGGGUUUGUUUUUUCCAGCGCUUUCUUAAGGUUCAUAUUCUGACGACAACUUGUUUAGGGGCCAAAAUGUCUAAAUGAAGCCCUCGGAAAACUUGGUUAGGGGGUUGUUUUGCACAAAGCGAAAAAAUCGUUUACGAGGUGUUAAUUUUGUCACGCAUAUGUACAGCAAUACAUUUGACUGCCCCCAGGAUAAAGAGCAAACCAAUGGAGUCGACAACUAUUGUUGAAGUAAAUUAUUCCAAAGCCUUUUAUUUUGUUGAAAUAUAAAUAAUGAUAAUAUUUCAUUGUC